Limulus polyphemus (Atlantic horseshoe crab) is the source of this 4503-nucleotide messenger RNA. Its product is annotated as probable phosphorylase b kinase regulatory subunit beta. Gene Ontology annotation, cellular component: phosphorylase kinase complex. The transcript is spliced from 29 exons. Gene Ontology annotation, biological process: glycogen metabolic process. NCBI's taxonomy places the organism in Eukaryota, Metazoa, Arthropoda, Merostomata, Xiphosura, Limulidae. Gene Ontology annotation, molecular function: calmodulin binding. The record is from RefSeq and is a predicted model, not a curated record. The coding region runs from base 199 to 3498 and encodes 1099 amino acids.
GAUUAACAUGCACUUUUGACGUUUUGUAACGAGUCUCAUUUUUGCCAAUUUGGAGUUAAUUUAGUAUUGACGUUUGAUCAAAGUCAAAACAAGGGGUAAAAGGUCGUAGCAGUUUAGUGAUAUUUGUGGAAGUGAAACACUAUAACAGGACAUACGUUCAUACUAAUAUUAAUCGUAGACACAGAGCAACCUUGCAAAAUGCAUAGAUCUUCAAUCGCAAAGAGUGCUACUGAAACAACCAUGAAACCAAAAUCUCCUAAUCUAUCUCCAGCACUAAUACAGUAUCGAGGUCGACAGAGCAGCCUCACUGAGAUGGAAAUAGAACAAUACAAGAUGGCAAAUUAUGCUGACACAAUUCGACAGUUGGAUGCAUAUUAUGGGCAAAUUAAAAGACAGAUCCUCAACUUUCAAAGUCCUACAACUGGACUGUUUCCUUCCCUUUCUUACGAGAAAGAUGUAGCAUGUGUGAGAGACAGUAUAUAUUGUGCUGUUGCAGUUUGGAGUCUCUAUCAAUCCUACAAGAGAAUUGAUGAUGACAGAGGGAAAGCCUAUGACCUAGGACAAAGUGUUGUGAAGUGUAUGAGAGGGAUUCUCUUCUGUUGGAUGAGACAGUCAAAAGAAAAGGUGGAAAGUUUUAAAAUGAACCAAUGUCCUAAACAUGCUUUACAUAGCAAAUUUAGCCUUCACACUGGACAAACAGUUGUAUCUGAUGAUGAAUAUGGACAUUUACAAAUUGAUAUUGUUUCCCUCUUCUUGCUUUUCCUAGUUCAAAUGAUCAACUCUGGGCUUCAGAUUAUCUACACUAUGGAUGAAGUACAUUUUGUUCAGAAUUUAGUGUAUUAUGUUGAAAGGGCAUAUCGGACCCCAGAUUAUGGCAUGUGGGAAAGAGGAAGUAAAUAUAAUAAUGGAACACCAGAAAUUCAUGCAAGUUCAAUAGGUACAGCAAAAUCAGCUCUGGAAGCUGUUAAUGGCUGUAAUCUGUUUGGUGACAAAGGUGCUUCUUGGUCUGUUGUAUAUGUGGACAUAGAUGCUCAUAGUCGGAACAGGAGUAUUUUUGAAACACUUCUUCCUAGAGAAUCAAGCUCAAAGAACAUAGAUGCAGCUCUGCUUCCAGUCAUUAGUUUUCCGUGUUUUGCCACGCAUGAUGAGCUUAUUUAUAGUCGUACCAAAGACAAAAUUCUGAGGAAACUACAGGGAAGUUAUGGCUUUAAGAGGUUUCUGAGAGAUGGUUAUGGCACAGUGGAGGAAGAUAUAACUCGUAAAUAUUAUGAGUCAGGAGAAACAAAAGAAUUUGAGAACAUUGAGUGUGAAUGGCCUAUGUUUUUCAUUUUCAUGAUUCUUGAUGGAAUAUUUAAAGGAAAUGAAGAGCAAGUAAAGAAAUACCAGCAUAUGUUGCAUCCACGCUUGAAGAGAGAUAAGUAUGGAGAUGCCAUUGUACCUAAGUACUUCUAUGUUCCUCCUGAAUGUCUGGAGCAUGAGAAAGCUGAACCAGGCUCCCAACCACGUGUCCCAAGCAGUGAAGGAGAUGUGGGAAAUCUCUUCAUGAUGGGGCAGAGUCUUUAUAUUAUGUCGCAGCUACUAAUUGAUGGGCUUGUACACAUCAAUGAAAUGGAUCCUAUUCGUCGUUACCUACCUUCAUAUAACAGACCCAGAAAGUCUGGAAGGUAUUCUGCCUUCCAAUAUACUUCCGAACAGGGGACAGCAAGUGACCUUGUUGUUCAAGUGGUCUUAAUUGCUGAGAGUAUGAGGCUGCAGGCAAUGAUGGCCACUUAUGGAAUCCAUACCCAGACUCCUCAUGAAGUAGAACCUGUCCAGAUAUGGCCUCCAGGACAGCUAGUUAAAAUUUACGAGUUUCUAGGUGUGAAUCAAAAGUUAGGAUUAAAAGGACGACCACCACGACCUAUCGGAGCUCUUGGCACUAGUAAACUGUAUCGUAUUUUAGGACAGACAAUACUCUGUUAUCCUUUGAUCCUAGAAGUAAACGAUUUUUAUCUCUCCCAUGACAUGGCUCUGUUGAUUGAUGAUAUCAAAAAUGAACUCCAUUUUGUAGGCAAGUACUGGAGGAUGUCAGGAAGACCUACAGUUUGUAUUCUAAUCAGAGAAGAACACAUGAGAGACAUUCACUUCAAAGAAAUGUUGGAUAUGUUUGCAAUGCUAAAAAAAGGUCACUGUGAUGGAGUUAAAAUCCGCACAGGAAGACUACAGAAUCUCAUUUCAUCAUCAUGUAUAGAACAUUUGGAUUUCUUGCAUUUACUUCCAUCAGACCUCCUUCCAAAAUUUGAAGCUUUUCAACAACUUGAACAUGCAUCUAUUGGAUAUCAGAGUCUGACAGAUAUACCCAAAGCGAUUGUAUACAGUGAACCAACAUACAAUUUUGAUGAGUACCGAAAUCGACCAACUUCGGAUAUUCUUGAAGCACUAAGUCAUGCAGACACCCUUCAUGGUCAGAGUCAGCUUUUGGGGAUCCUGUGGUACAGAGAAGGGCCUCAUUUCUGGAUGGAUGGAACUUCUGUAAAGGAAAGACUAGAGAAGUUGGCAAGACAAGCUGGAGCACUUAGACACUGGUCAGUGGUCCGCUACUGUUCCAGUGUUCUGGGGAAACUUGUAGACAGUAUUAGUCCAUACAUUACAUCGAUCCUUGUCCAAGGAAAACAGAUCACUGUGGGUGUGUUUAGUCAUGAAGAGGUUGUCAUAGACCAUCCCUUGACUCCCAGAGAAAUCAAAGAUAUUGUGUAUUCACAGUGUCAGCAUCAUGACAUUUAUCAAGCAGUAUUGCAACAAGAAAUUAUCCUAUACAUAGGAAGACUAAUAACAACCACCCCACAGCUUUUUCAUGGAAUACUCAAAAUACGCAUUGGGUGGGUCAUACAAGCAAUAAUACUGCACAUGAGGUUCCUAAAUGAAAACCCACCUUGUCUAGAGAGUCUUGCUCCUAGUGAAGUCAGAAAGGUUUUGUACAGAGUUCUGUCUCAUGCAGACCAUGGUGGCGGAAUGUCAGGUCAUCAGAAACGCCAAAUAGAAGGUGCUCUCUGCAGAGUUCCAAGGAAUUUUUAUGACAAAGUAUGGGACAUAAUGACUCGAACACCAGGUGGCAUAGUAGUAGCUGGUCAUCACCUCCCACAGCAACCAACACUUUCAGACAUGACAGUUUACGAGUUAAACUUUUCCCUACAAGUGGAGUUGUUGCUAAGUAGAAUAGUUCAUCCUGAGUAUCGCCAAAUAAUGGUGGAGCUAAUAAUGGUUGUUAAUCUUAUUCUGGAGAGAAAUCCUGAGUUGUCAUUUGAAGAGACUGUAGAUUUAGAUAAGUUAGUUCAUGAGGCCUUUAUUUUGUUCCAAGGAGAUGAAGGUAGUACCUCUGAAAAGAACACAAACAUGAGUGCAUUUUACAAUGCAUCAUCAACUGUUACUGCCAGCAAUCUGGCACGUGCUGUCAUGAAUCAUUUGCUGAAAUAUGGGCCUCAAAGCUUUAAUGCUCAAGAAUUGUGCAGGAUUUCUUAGUCUAUAAAAUAGGUCUUUAGUUAUGACCUGUUCUUUGUACUUCUUUAUAUUGUGUUCCUUUGAUCUCUGUGUAAGAGUUUUUGUCAGUUUUGAGCUAAUGCCACGUUACAAGGUGUGUGAAUGUAUGUAUGUAUAUGUGGGUGUGUGUGUCAAAGAGUAUAUUUUGACUAAUAACCUUUUCUUUCUUUUAUUUAUAUAUCUAUAACUUCCAAACCAAAAAUUUUAAAACACAGUAUCUGUUUUUGUAUUGCAGUGAGGAAAGUUAAUUUUCACUUGUGGUAAGGCCUAUUUAUUAACACAAAAGGAAGGAAAAUCUGCACUCUUACUUUGAUUUUUCAGUAAACUGUUGAAAUUUGUGUAACUUAGUAUUGGGUCAAAACAAGUUCAUAAUAUUGAUCCAUAAAUCUAAUUUACUUCUUGAAAUAAAGAUUAUAAAUCUUUUUAACCAAUAACUUAUUUUGAACCCCCCCCCCCCCCCAUUUUCUUGUUUUCAAUGAAGUAUUUUAUGGGGUGUUAAUUGAAUUUUCAUUCAUUAAUUGUGAUAAUUUCUGAAAUGUAUGCUAGAGGAAUGUACAGUUAAUUUAAAAUAACAUUGUUUACAAAAUAAAAAAAUUAAAGUCUGGAUGUUUAAAGUUAGUAUCCUAUUAGAAUUUAAUGUUUAUUAUACUAAAAUUUUUAAAUAUCAACAUUUUGGAAUUUUGAUUACAUGAAAUGACAUUAUCAAGGGACAACCUUAACUUAUGCUAUUAAUAAAACAGGUGUUAAUUGAAAUAGUCUUAUUUGAAACAAAAAAUAAUAAUUUUUAUUCAUCUGUUAAUGAUAUGUUUGUUAUUGAACAUAAAUAACAAAUAAGAACCUUAAGGAAACUUUUUUUUUUUUAUCUGAGGCUUGUAGGCCUUUUAUAUGAUGCAUGUUCAGUUAUUUAGUAGAAUUGUUUGGAUAUUUUUGGAACAAAAUUUGUAAUGCCAACUGUCAUUAAAUAGAACUUUGUUUUCAGAAAAAAAA